UUCAAGCAACUGUCAGAAAAUUGAAACAACAAUUUCAAGCAAGCCACCGUUUUCAAUAAAUAAAUAAUUCAUUAAACACCUAUGUGCUGUGCAAUAAACUGAAAUAUUGAGGUGUACUCCAUAUUGCAUGAUGGAUAUUAACGAAGGAACAACCACGGACGACCUAUGGACGCCUUACAAGGAGCUGGUGGCGGUAGUGGAAGGCUACUUGGCCCACGAGAGUGGUGGCGCGCCUUACGCGGUGCACACGUUUGAGUCCGUGUUGAGACGCCACAAGCAGACCUUUUUGUCACUUCUCAAAAAUCCGGCCAAGAGCCAGUCUAGCAGAGAAGAGAUCAAAAGGGGCAUCACAGAAGGAGUGAACCUGCCCAGCAUAGGCAGGACUCUGCUCUCCAAGGAGUUGGUGGACGAGGCUAUCAUUAUAUCAGAUAUGUACAACGUGAAUGAGUACCUAGCACUGGAGCUGCUUCACACUGCACAGAGGCAGGCGCCGCGCCACCCGGGACUGCCGCGCGGGCUGGUGGCCGUGCUGCUGUACUACGACGGCAAGCGCGCGCUCGUGCAGGCGCUCAAGGAGCUGUUCAUGGCGCGCGACGGCGUGUGCUGGCAGGCGCCGCGCGGGCUGGUGGCCGUGCUGCUGUACUACGACGGCAAGCGCGCGCUCGUGCAGGCGCUCAAGGAGCUGUUCAUGGCGCGCGACGGCGUGUGCUGGCAGGCGCCGCGCGGGCUGGUGGCCGUGCUGCUGUACUACGACGGCAAGCGCGCGCUCGUGCAGGCGCUCAAGGAGCUGUUCAUGGCGCGCGACGGCGUGUGCUGGUCAAUAAGCGCUCGCGAGGAGAUCGUCAGCUACGUGUCCCGAUACGUGGGCGGGCUGGUCGCGGGCGGCCAGCUGGAGGCGGCGCUUGACGCGCUGCAGCAGUGUUCGCUGGACGCCGAGCUGUCGCUGCUGCAGCGCAACCGCGCGCUGCCGCCGCCCAGACACCACGCGCGGCUUGUAGCCACCAUCGACGCUACUAGAAAACUGUUAGCGGGCGUGGUGUUCGCCGCGUCUGCACAACGCGGGCUUCACAGAGGACUCCUCAGACUGAUCACAGAGCAAACCACAUCGCCGUCGCUAGGACCAACAGGCGCAUUAGAUGAAGUGUCUCUUACACUACAAAUGGCUCUUCUCUACGCAUUGGAUUUAUCAGUAUUACACAGACGUGAAGAUGGCGAGGAGUUGGCAAAGAAGCUGCCGCUCAUCGAAGAUCCGGAGUUGAUCCCGAUCCUGCUGGAGCAGCUGUCGCCGCCUUCGCAGGGCGCGCAACCGGAGAACCCCGGCACCACUGCUGCUGGUGCGGGCUGCCGCGCACUAUGCCAGCUGUCUCUAGGGCUGGCACUGGCGGCGCUGAAGCGCGGGCCGCAGUCGCUGGCGCGCGCGCAGCUCAAGCUCGACCUGCUGGACCAGGACGAGGUGCUGGUGGACGCCGCCAUCGACGGGAAGGUGCCGGCGCUGAAGCGCGGGCCGCAGUCGCUGGCGCGCGCGCAGCUCAAGCUCGACCUGCUGGACCAGGACGAGGUGCUGGUGGACGCCGCCAUCGACGGGAAGGUAUUUGAGUAUCUGGACGAGGCAAUACUGUCGACGGACCUGGUGUGGAAGGACGAGUACUACCAGCGCCGCAUACACAUCCUCAUCACGGACUUCAUCGUGCUCAUGCACUCCAAGCUCAUGGAGAUGAGGGUCAAAGCGGACGAGGCGGCGCGCGCUGUUGCUAUGUACGCGGCAGAAGGUGUAAUGGCGCCGGCCGGGGCCUCGGGCCCGCGCACGCGCCUCGACGCGCUGCUUCGCUGCGUGGAGCGGCUCUACGCGCGCGACCCGCUCGGCCUGCGCCACGAGUACUGGGCCGCCGCUGCUGAUAGGCCGCCGCCGCACAGCCUAGAGGUCAUAUUUGAGCGGCGUGGUGUUGCUCAGUAUUAUACGGUUCACGCGCUGCUGCGCUGCGUGGAGCGGCUCUACGCGCGCGACCCGCUCGGCCUGCGACACGAGUACUGGGCCGCCGCUGCUGAUAGGCCGCCGCCGCACAGUAUGCGCACGCGCCUUUACGCGCGCGACCCGCUCGGCCUGCGCCACGAGUACUGGGCCGCCGCCGCCGACCGCCCGCCGCCGCACAGGUGGGAAUGA
Messenger RNA from Ostrinia nubilalis (European corn borer), 2161 nucleotides. RefSeq names its product nuclear pore complex protein Nup205-like. Gene Ontology annotation, cellular component: nuclear pore inner ring; nuclear pore. The record is from RefSeq and is a predicted model, not a curated record. Gene Ontology annotation, molecular function: structural constituent of nuclear pore. Bases 128 to 2161 code for a protein of 677 amino acids. Gene Ontology annotation, biological process: nuclear pore organization. NCBI's taxonomy places the organism in Eukaryota, Metazoa, Arthropoda, Insecta, Lepidoptera, Crambidae. The transcript has 16 exons.